Messenger RNA from Miniopterus natalensis, 6353 nucleotides. It is a transcript of the gene AK9, whose product is annotated as adenylate kinase 9. The record is from RefSeq and is a predicted model, not a curated record. Gene Ontology annotation, molecular function: ATP binding; ATP hydrolysis activity; nucleobase-containing compound kinase activity. Gene Ontology annotation, biological process: nucleobase-containing compound metabolic process. Lineage: Eukaryota; Metazoa; Chordata; Mammalia; Chiroptera; Miniopteridae.
AACUUCGAAAUCUCCAUAAAUUCCGCUUUUUAAAACCACUUCCUCUUUCAGAGACUGAUGUUUUCUUUCCACAGAUAUUUACUGAGCACCUGCCAUGAGAACGUAGGAUGUAUUGGAGUGGCAGCUAACUUAGCUUAAGCAGAGUGCUAGAUUUUCCAGGAGUUGGACCCCCUGUAAACCUCAGGACCCAUUGCUAGAAGGUUUUUCAACUGCUAAAAUUCAUUUUAUAUUAUGACUUCUGAAGAGAAGAAAGAAGACUAUCCGUUUGUGGAUAUAUUUGAUGAAGAUGAAGCAGAAAAAGACUUUAUGUUGUCUAAACCUGUUUGUUUUGUUGUAUUUGGGAAACCAGGUGUUGGGAAGACAACAUUAGCCCGUCAGAUAGCACAAGAAUGGAAAUGUAUUCGUGUAGAAGCUUUAACAGUUUUGGAAGAACUGAUUGCCAGUGAAACCGAAUCAGGAGUUAUGUUGCAGUCAAUGCUGGUCAGUGGUCAAAGCAUUCCAGAUGAACUUGUCACAAAGCUAAUGUUGGAGAAGCUCAGCUCCCUAGAAGUCUCUCACUUUGGUUAUAUUAUCACUGAAAUACCAUCACUUCCACAGGAUGCCAUGACUACUUUGCAGCAAAUAGGCUUACUUAAAAAUUUACAUUUGAAACCUGAUAUUAUAAUCAAUAUUAAGUGCCCUGACUAUGAUUUAUGCCAGAAAGUUUCUGGGCAAAGGCAGCACAGUACUACAGGGUACAUCUAUACAAGAGAUCAGUGGGACCCGGAAGUCAUUGAGAAUCGAAGGAAAAAAAAGAGAGAAGCCCAAAAAGAAGGAAAAGGAGAAGAUGAAGGGGAAGAGGAAGAAGAGCAAGAAGAAGAAGAGGCAUUUAUUGCCGAAAUGCAGGUGGUGGCUGAAAUUCUUCAACAUUUAGUUCAGAGGCCUGAGGAUUAUUUGGAAAAUAUUGAGCACGUCGUUCAACUUUAUAAGGACAUACUUCUUCAUGCUUUAGAAGAAGUAAUGGCUGAACACAAUCCCCAGUAUUUCAUUGAGCUAGAUGGAAAUAAGCCCUCAGAGGAGCUCUUCAUGACGGUUAUAGAUCGACUUAAAUUUCUGAACCUAAGAAGAGCAGCUAUUUUAACAAAACUUCAGAGUGCAGAGGAAGAAAUGAAUGACACAAUGGACACUGAUGAGCUGUUUCAUACUCUUGCAUCUUAUAAACUUAUUGCACCAAGAUAUAGAUGGCAGAGAAGCAGAUGGGGGCGAUCAUGUCCUGUGACUUUAAAAGAAGGUAACAUUUAUCCAGGAAUGGCAGACUUUUCUGUAAGUUUUCUAGGUAAAAUGUACUGUCUGUCAUCAGAAGAAACAUUAAAAAUGUUUUUAUUGAACCCACGUCCCUAUCUUCUCCCACCUAUGCCGGCACCACCAUUUAAAGUAUUCGUAUUUGGACCUCCAUGUUCAGGGAAAACAACACUUUGCAAUUUGCUUGCAGAACAUUACAAAGGAAAGGUAGUUGACUAUGCCAAACUUGUUCAACCACGUUUUGAUAAAGCCCUUGAAACGUUAAUAGAAAAUACUAUAGCUGAAGCCACUGAAGAGGCUAUUAAGACUGUGAAAGAACGGCUUCUCACAGAAGCAGAAGCUAAAAAACAAGCUUCAAAAGAUCCUGAAAAAGAACCUAAAAUGAAGGGAUCGUCCAAGUUCCUAUCUGAUAAAAGUUUGGAAGAGACGUCCUCUCCACUUGAAGAUGCAGUUUCUCAAGAAUCCCAAAGAGAAAGCUCUUUAGAGGACAAUGAAGGAGCCAAAACGAAGUCAUACAGUGAUCAAACUGCUAAAACUGAAGUCUUAAUACAAGAGGUAACUGCAGAUCAUCCAGAGGUUCUUUCUAUGAUAAAUGAGACUGUGAAAAUGACAAAGGAUAUGAACUUUGAACAGCCAUAUGAAAAAUAUGCUGAAAUCUUAGAGGAAGUCCUGGAAGAGGUAGUCGAAGAAAACAAGAACAGGUUUUCUGGUGCCCCAAAAUAUGGGGGAUGGAUAGUAGACAACUGCCCUAUUAUAAAAGAACUGUGGACAACCUUAGUCGAGAAAGGAAUUAUACCAGAUUUAGUAAUAUGUUUGUCAGAUACGGAAAACAAUGGAAAAUGUUUACUUAAUAGGCUGUAUUUAGGGAAUAAGCCUGAAAUCGACUCUCAGAUAUUUGAAAGAUUAUUAGAUGAACUACAGAAGGAAACUGAGGAAGAAGCAGCAAGAAAAGCCAAAGAAGAGGCAUUGAGAAUGGAAGAAGAACAUCAAAGGCUGUUGGAAGCUAUGGAUGAGAAAACAAAAGAAGCUGAAGAGGCUGACCUUGAAGCUUAUGAGGAGCUUGAAGGUGAGGAUGCUGAUGUUCCUGAGGCCCUUGAGGAGGCUGGGGGAUUCUUACCUGAGGAGCCUGAAGUGUCCGAGGUUCCUGAAGCAGAAUCUGAAUCAGCAUUUGAGCCUCCUGAGGAAAGUACAGUUGGAACAGAAAUUCCAAAAGAAUCCAAAGAAGGCCUGGAAACUCAAUUAUCUCAAACAGUUGUAUUACCUGAAUUUCCUGAAGAUGCUUAUCCUGAUGUUCCUGAAAUGGAACCAUUUAAAGAGAAGAUUAAAUCUUUCACCUCCAACUGGAAAUCUCUGGAAACAGCAAUCACUGAAUCUUUCCUUCAAAUUUUCAAGUUGGAGAUUGCUGGCAAAACUCCGGAGGAACUACUUCAAAAAGCAAUUGAGACUAUGGAAAAACCUUUCCAGUAUGCUAGGUGGGAGUUUAGUAUAGAAGAUUAUGAAGAAGAAACAGAAGACUUUCAGGCUGAAGCAGAGGUUGAAGAGGAGCUGGAAGAGGAAGAAGAGGAAGAGGAAGAGAAUGAAGAUAGAGUGAAAGAAAAGAAAAGGCAUUUCGGAGACACAAAGCACUUUUGUCCAGUGGUUCUCAAAGAAAACUUCGUUCUUCAACCAGGCAACCCAGAAGAAGCAGCUAAAUAUCGAGAAAAAGUGUACUACUUUUCAAGUCCUGAGGCUAAAGAUAAAUUUUUGGAUCAUCCUCAGGAGUAUGUGGCUCACAAUGAACCAUUAAAGGCUCCUCCAUUAAGAAUAUGCCUUCUGGGUCCCCGUGGCUCUGGCAAAACUGUCUGUGGAAGACAGUUAGCAGAAGACUUUGGCAUCUUUCACAUUCAGUUUGAAGAAUUUCUACAAGAAAAACUAAUGCUCAAAACUGAAAAGAAAAUUGGACCUGAAUUUGAAGAAGAUGCUGAGGAAGAACAACUUGCAAAACAAGAACUUGAAGAGCUUGCGAUUCAGGCCAAUAUCACAAUUGAAGAAGAAAAUACAAAGAAGCCGCUUCCAGAAGUACAGUUUACAGAGGAAGAAGAAGCAAUCAAGUUAAGCCUAAUGGAGAACGAACCACUGUCUCCUGAAAUCCUCGACCCAAUUCUUUCUGAGUGGUGGUUUAAGGAACCAAUCCGUUCCACAGGUUUUAUAUUAGAUGGUUUCCCACGAUAUCUUGACGAGGCCCAGUUUCUGGGGGAACAUGGAUUUUUCCCAGAUGCUGCUGUUUUAUUACAAGUUGAUGAUCAAGAGAUUUCUGAUCGCCUCCUGCCUCCCCAAAUUGAAAAGUGGAAACUGAAACAGAAGAAGAAAUUAGAAAGGAAAAAACUCAUUAAAGAAAUGAAGACAAAAAUCAGGGAUGAUAUGAUUGCUAAAAGAAGGGCUGAACUUAUAGCAGAGAAAGAGAAAAAAAAGAAAGAGGAGAUUGUUAAAGAAGAUGAAGAAAUUAGUGAAGAAGAGCUUGAAGAUGAAGAUGAUGAUGUUGACAAUAUCCUCGAAGAGGAGUUUCCAAAAGAGGAGGAAGCGAUGAGUGAGGAAGAAGACGAACAGGAAACUGAUGCACUUGAACGCCUAAAAGGUGAACUGGGAGAAAAAUUUGAAACAGAGCUGCAUAAUUUACAAGCAAUACAGGAGGAAUUUGAGAAGUUAUCGAUACCAGUAAUUCCCAUUAAUGGAGCUCGGAAAAUCCGCAUUGUACAAUAUGUGUUGAAUACAAAACUGAAACCACUGGUGGAGAAUCGUGCAAGCAUUUUUGAGAAGUGUUAUCCGAUAUCAACACACCUUGCCCAGAAACUGCUCAGCUUUACCUAUAAAUACAUUAGCACAUUCGGCUACCGGGACCCUGUAAAGCUAAGUGAAGGAGAGACAAUCAAGUCAACUGAAAAUUCAGAGAAUCCAGUUUAUCCUGUAAUCCAUCGUCAGUAUAUUUACUUUUUAUCUAGUAAGGAAACUAAAGAAAAAUUUAUGAAGAACCCCAUAAAAUAUAUUCGCCAACCCAAACCUAAGCCUAAUAUGCCCAUUAAGAUUGCAAUUGUGGGGCCUCCAAAAUCUGGGAAAACUACAGUUGCCAAAAAAAUUUCAAGUGAAUAUGGUUUAAAGCUUUUGUCCAUAGGCAAAGCUUUGCGUUAUGUAUUAACCAACCAACCAGACACAGAGCUGGCACUUAUGUUAAAUUGGCAUCUUCAUAAAGGAAUGACAGUACCUGAUAAACUGGCUAUUGAAGCCUUAGAAAUAUCUCUGUUGGAAAGUGCAUGUAAUACUGCAGGUGUUGUCAUCGAUGGAUAUCCUGUAACUAGUUAUCAAGUGAGUCUCUUGGAAACCAGGUCAAUAAUCCCCCUGAUCAUCUUUGAGUUAGAUGUGCCCUCCAAGGAGAUUUUCAAAAGAUUGCUCCUAGAGAAAAAAAAGGAACAAAGUUUGCCUUAUCCAUUACACAAUAGCACACAGAUUACAGCUGUCAAGAACUCAAAGUACCGCAAAAAUGUUGUUGAGAUUAGGCAAUAUUAUCAAGAACAACAUCAGAACUGGUAUGUGAUUGAUGGAUUUCACAGCAAAUGGUGGGUGUGGAAUGAAGUUAUAAAGAACAUUAAAGUGGUGCAUAGAUACAUGCAGAUAUACCUGGAAAGAAUAAAAGCAGGGAAAGCUGCCUGUAUUGACAAGCUGUGCAUCACACCUCACGAACUGAUUUCUCGCCUGGGCGAAUUUGGACAGUUCUGCCCUGUCAGCCUGGCAGAAUCAUAUGAAUUAGUUGAUUGCUCUUUAACUAAGUCCUUGGAAUUUGCAGCCGAGUUCAGAGGGCAUUAUUAUAAAAUGUGUUCUCAGGAAAAACUGAAGGAAUUUUUGGAGAACCCAGAAUUAUAUGUGCCUCCAUUAGCACCUCAUCCACUCCCACCUGCCAACAUGAUCCCCAAAAGGCUGACACUGUCAGAGCUGAAGGAACAGUUCCCUAAGUGUGCUGAGCUCCAAAGCUACUGUCCAGUGACCUAUAAGGAUGGAAAUCAAAGAUAUGAAGCCCUAGUACCUGGUAACAUUAACUAUGCCUUAAAAUAUCGUGAUCGUAUAUAUAUCUGUGAAAGUAGUGAAAAACUUGAGAAAUUUUUGAGGUUGCCACUGAAAUACUGGAAGCAGAAGCUUCCAUACAAACUUCCCCCGUUAAAGGAACCAAUACAUCUUACUAGUCUUCCCCUGCCUGGAUAUCUGGAACAGGGUGUCGCAACUUCUCUAAUUAAAGCAAUGAACGCCGCAGGAUGCUUAAAACCCAAAUUUCCCUUCUUAAGUAUAAAGAAAUCUGCGCUACUCUAUAUAGCAUUUCAUCUAAAAGCCUUUAAUCCCAAAGGUUCUGAAUAUACAAGAAAAAAGUAUAAGAAGAAGAUGGAGCAGUUUAUAGAGAGAUGUGAACUCAUUACAUACCUGAGUGCCAAGAUGACCAGAAAAUACAAGGAACCUCAGUUUAGACCCAUUGACUUUGAUCAUAAAUUACAGACCUUUCUCUCUCUCAGAAAUAUAGACCCAAUUAAUGAAUAGUUUGCUUGGGUAACUGCAACGAGAAUCUCAAGAGUUAUCUGAAUGGCAUAGAGGGAAAUAGAUUGAAAACUGGGCCCUCUCUGAUGAACUUCUCCCUCCUGAGUGCUAUACCAUGGCUGCCAGACCUCAAAUGGACUCAAAGCUCUGCCAUCCAGGAGGAGUGCUCUUCUGUAAACAUAAGUUUUAAUAGAAUUUUAAACUUUAUUGCUCUUUGCCUGAAAUUUGAUGCUGUAACAAAAUGGCUAUUCCAUUUAGAAUUCCAUUUAGAGUAUUUAGGUAAUUCAUUUUACUUAAUAAAUCUAUUGUUCAUUUUCCUUUUUAACAUCAGUUGAAAAAAACCAGUCUUUGUUAAAGAAAAUUACUCAGUAACUGUUAGAAAGCUUCAAGAAACAAAAUUAACAUUGAUAUCAAUAGCAUAGAAAUAUUCGUUACACUUUUGAAAUAAGGAGUUGUGUGUAAACUUUAUGAACAUAAGGUACUUUAUCAUUUUCCCAACAAAAUAAACAGAUUUUGAG